This is a messenger RNA of Suillus subalutaceus, 762 nucleotides long. RefSeq lists its product as uncharacterized. The transcript has 8 exons. Bases 57 to 620 code for a protein of 187 amino acids. The record is from RefSeq and is a predicted model, not a curated record. Gene Ontology annotation, biological process: poly(A)+ mRNA export from nucleus. Lineage: Eukaryota; Fungi; Basidiomycota; Agaricomycetes; Boletales; Suillaceae. Gene Ontology annotation, cellular component: nucleus.
CCCCCACAUCCUGUCACGUUACUUUACGUAAACUCUUCUUCUUCAAAAUCAACAACAUGGACACGAAACUGAGAGCAUUAAAAGUUCAAGAACUAAAAGAAAUCCUUUCAAAGGCUUCUAUACCUCCAGGAAAUGCAAAAAAGCAGGACCUCAUCAAUAAAAUUUUAGCAAACCCUCCUGCCUAUAGACCACCACCUCCAUCUACUGAUGAUGAUCUCCUCGCUCCUCCAGAAGAAAUCGACUGGAUGGUAGAAGAGUCCAUUACAGUAGAACCUGCAUCUCCGCCCAAGACAUCUGAACAGCCCCUUCCAUCACCUGUACCAGCCGCUGCCGCUCUACCCGCACCCGCACCUGCCGUGCAGUCAGAAGAGGAUAAACGCAAAGCUCGUGCAGCUCGUUUCGGUACGACGUAUGUUGAACCCGUUCAGAAGCAACCGAAAAAGGCUGGGGAGAAUCCCGACGUACUCAAGGCCCGAACAGAGCGGUUUGGAACUGUCGCUCCCGUUACCAAGGGUAGAGGAAAGCGCACAGCACCUGUCGAAAAUGUUGAUUCUGAGGAACAAGAGCGUAGGAGGAAACGCGCAGAACGGUUUGGUUUGCCACUAUCCGGCAAGGCGUAAGUAUUGUUGGACUUGUUAUUCUUGAACAGUUUUUAUUUAUUCUCACUGUUGUUGUUCAUGUAUAUAAGCGCAUAUCUUUUUGGAGUGUAUCAUGUAGACGGCUUAAAGUUGUAUUCGAGAAUACUCACUGUUAUUCUGCUGU